Tremella mesenterica DSM 1558 is the source of this 2878-nucleotide messenger RNA. RefSeq lists its product as uncharacterized. Lineage: Eukaryota; Fungi; Basidiomycota; Tremellomycetes; Tremellales; Tremellaceae. Bases 1 to 2823 code for a protein of 940 amino acids. The transcript is spliced from 2 exons. The record is from RefSeq and is a predicted model, not a curated record.
AUGCUAUGGCAUACUAUAUCCCCGUCCACUCGUCCACUAUCACUAUCACUGCUAGAGCUCACCCCUCUGGCACUCACACUAUCCCUCACUCUCGCUCCUCCUCCUCCACCUCCCGUCAACCCCCAGGGUAAGAAGAAACGACGGCGUCGUCGACCCUUCCCCCUCCUUCCCGGAGAGUCAGACCCAGACACCGCGGUCGAGAACGACGACGAUGACUCAUAUCAUCUUCCCCAACCUGUGCCAGGAUCAUGGCCUACAGAUGUCUUACAUGGAGAAUCAUUCAAAGACUUGUUGUCACAUGGUGUCGUGGUAGCCGUCAACGGACAACCUUGGAGUCGGAUCGUCGCUCACGUCGGUGAUUCGGAAGAUGAAGAGGAUCAUGAUGAACAUCAAGGGCAAGAGGAAGAGUGGGAAGAAGGAGAAUGGGUGGGUCAAAGGAAUGAACAUGGGGAAGGGAUGGAAGAAGGUUUGGGUGGCAGUGGUGUACAUCGUCGUCGACCUAGAAGAGCGAGGUUUGUGGUCAGUGGUGCUCGACCGGGUGAUGGAGGGGAGGAGAGAAGGAAAAGAAGGGGUACCGGUAUUCGACAGGGAAACGAUAGAGAUAAAGAUAGAGCUAUCGUCGUUGUCUAUGGUUUGACACCUGGCAAAGAGUAUGAGAUAGAGUUGAGAGUUGUCGGGAUGGAAUCAGAGGAUACUCAAGCAGUGUCAAACACUGUAGUAAUCCCUCCCUCACCAUUAUCCAACCCUCUACAUCUCACAUCUAACUCCCGUUCUAGAGCAAAUUCCCUUCGGUCAAGAUCCAAUACUCGAUCUAGGUCCAACUCACUCAACACUCCAUCCACCCAGCCUCAUACACCGACUCCAGCACCUCUGCAUACCAUCCCCAAUUUCUUGGCCACCGAUUCACCUUCCCCACCCGAAGUCUCAACCCCAAUUCCUGUCCUCAGCCCCGUCGACGCUCAAGUGGCACAUCUCCGUCAGGCUCUCGCGGCUGCUCACGCUGAGAAAGAACAUCUCCACGUGUCAUUGAAAGAAGCUCGUCGAGCUAACCAAAGAGCCGAUGCCGCUCUAAGGAUGGAAGUUGAUACCAUUCGUCGUGCUAUCGAAAAAGCUUCCGCAUUGGACAUGCGUUCGAAGCAAAAGGUUUUGGCUCUACAAGAACAGGUCAAACAAGGAUGGGCUGGUGCUGAGACUGCGGAGAAAGAAUCUCAGAUGGUUGAAAGUGGAAUGACGCAGUUAAAGGAAAGACUUUCUUCUGCGGAACUUGAUCUAGCCGAGGUGAGAAAACAAUGGGAAACUGUGAGGAUACAUGAAGAGUCAGUAAGAGAGAGUGAUCGAAAAGCCAGAGCCGAGGAGGACAAAAGGUUACAAGAGGUCGUAGGGAGGGUGGAAAAGUUGAAAGCGAAAAAGGAGAAGAAAGAGUUGGAAAGUGUAGAGUUGGAGAAGAAAACCGAUGAGAUUGAACGUCAAAGGGAAGAGGUGGAACGUAAGAUUGAAGAAGAUCGACAGAGGAGGAUACAAGCCUAUUGGCCUAGAUGGGAAGAGUAUACAAACGUCCCUACUGCUGAAUAUACACUUCAAUCAAAUCGAAGUUUAACAACACAUUCUUCAAUGUCAAAUUUACAUGUUCAACCUCGAGGUGUGAUACAUCCCAUUCGACAUCUCUCUGCAUCUGCGACCAGUGCAGCUGCGAUACAAAGAUCAAACGUUGGACCGGGAGUGGGAGUGGGAGUGGGUUCAGGAGGAACGCCAACGAAUCAACUCAGUCCUACUUUUUCAAACACUAUCUAUCCCUCUCAACCAUCGCCGACGUCCAUCGGUUCUUUCAGAACCACAUCCGUCGCACCAGGACAAACAUCCAACACAUCAACUUCCAACUCACUCACUUCUUCAACUCAUACACACGGUAGGACAACACCGGGUACAGGAGUGAAUGUCACUGCCCCUCCCUUUCAACCUGGGACGAAUUACGAACAACAACAUCAUACCACUUUGAUGCCAUUACAACUUCAACAUCGUAUAUAUCUUCCUAGUGGAAGUUCUUCGAAUUUGUUGAAAAAAGACGUUGUACAUCCUACUCCUCAACCGACCUUCCGACCUCCUCCUUCUGUGGUUGAACAGCAGCAACAGCAGCAACAACAACAACAACAGCUGGUCAACAGUCAGAAAUCUUCACCUACAAUCCUAUCCACACCUAAUUUCCCACCUCUAUCAUCACAUCCUCAUCAUUCUCAUUCGACACCGUCUCCUCACGCAGCUCAUGGAUCGCUGUCACUCCCCUCUUAUCCUUCUCACACUUCUCUUUCACUCUCAAACACUCAAAACGUUCCCGGUCCAGUACCACCCAGUCUAGCCAGCAUAGUCACUAGAGCAGUUCUCAGUCCUACUUCUUCACUCGUGGGAAUCACAUCUUCCCCAACCAUUUCCAAAUCAUCACCCAUAUCCACCAGAACUGCUAGCACUACUCCGAUGGUGAAACCCACCCAGAUGAAAGGACAUUCUCCCAUUUUACCCAGUCAUUCUCAUCUUUCUCAAUCCAGUCAAUCGAGUCUGACCACUUCUCAUGGAGCUCAUAUGGAUCGAUCACAGGGGAAUGUGCACGAUCGUACGGCGAAGGUAUACGGUCCGAAUGUGUCCCACCAUCAAACACACAAUGAAGUACAAAACUCAACACAUCAUAAAGGGCACGGACAGGAGAGAGGGCAGGGUGCGAUGGUAGAUGGGGAUUUCCCACCUUUAUCACCUACUUCUUGGUCUAACCCAGGGGAGAAGAGUAGAUCGGGUACUCCACCUGUUCGUAAUGUUCGUAAAGGUACUUCUUAGACGACAUCAGACCAUAGUUGGAAAUGUAUAGAAAUGAUCAUGUAUCAUAUUUGUC